Messenger RNA from Aspergillus aculeatinus CBS 121060, 1467 nucleotides. RefSeq names its product Pre-mRNA-splicing factor ECM2 (gene slt11). Lineage: Eukaryota; Fungi; Ascomycota; Eurotiomycetes; Eurotiales; Aspergillaceae. The transcript is spliced from 2 exons. Bases 78 to 1250 code for a protein of 390 amino acids. Gene Ontology annotation, molecular function: U6 snRNA binding; pre-mRNA binding. The record is from RefSeq and is a predicted model, not a curated record. Gene Ontology annotation, cellular component: U2-type catalytic step 2 spliceosome; Prp19 complex; U2-type catalytic step 1 spliceosome.
CGAUAAUCCAAGUUCUUGCUGCCGCUGUCAACUCCUCCAGUUCACCCACACAGAGAGCUUCAAACUACCUCACCACCAUGCCUCCUGCCCAGAUCAAGCAGGAUCUCAACCGAUCCGGAUGGGAAACCACCGACUUCCCGUCAGUCUGUGAAAGCUGUCUCCCGGACAAUCCUUACGUUCAGAUGCUGAAAGAGGACUAUGGCGCAGAAUGCAAACUUUGUACGCGUCCGUUCACCAUCUUCCGCUGGAAGGCCGACCGCACCGCCCGCACCAAGCGCACCACCAUCUGCCUCACCUGCGCCCGCCUCAAGAACUGCUGCCAGUGCUGCAUGCUGGAUCUGUCCUUCGGCUUGCCCAUCGUCGUCCGUGAUGCCGCCCUGAAGAUGGUCGCCCCGGGCCCGGAAAGCACCAUCAACCGCGAAUACUACGCCCAGGGCCACGAGAAGGAGAUCGAGGAAGGCCGCGGCGCGGUCGAGGAGUACGAGAAGACCGACGAGAAAGCGCGCGAGCUGCUCCGCAGACUCGCCAACAGCGAGCCCUACUACCGCAAACAGCGCCGGAUCGAGGCGGCCCCCGAAGACGGGGAGGGUCCCGCCACAGGGUCCAGCGAGGCGCCCGUCGUCCACAGUCGGUACGGUAACGGGCCGGGUCCGAUUCGCACCAGCGAGAGCCGAAGGGGAACACCGCUGCCCGGCCGGGGCGGACGCGGAGCGGGAGGAGGAAUGCGCGGGGGACGUGGCGGGCGUCCCUUCCCCAGUGCGGCGCAGGUGCCGCCCUCCGCCGACGACAUCAACCCGCCCGCCGACCCCAACAUCACCUCGUUGUUCGUGACGGGCGUCGAGGACGACCUGCCCGAGCACGAACUGCGCACCUUCUUCACCCAAUUCGGCUCGCUCCGCUCCUUGAUCUGCUCCCACCGCGCCCACUCGGCGUUCAUCAACUUCGCCACCCGUGAGGGCGCCGAGGCGGCCGCCAAGCACUGCCAGGGCAAGGCCGUCCUCCAGGGUUGUCCCCUGCGCGUCCGGUGGGGCAAGCCCAAGCCGCUGGACAACAUGGACCGGGAGGAGCGGAUGAAGAACGCCCGCGAGGGCCGACAAGCCGUGGGCACGCGCCCCUCCGGCGAUGGCGGCAAGCGAGCCAUCACGGCGGCCGGAGAGGACCUGGCUAAGGAACAAAGACCCCAGAACUAUGCGGUGGCACCGCCCCCGGGUGCUGGCGAAAUCCAGUACUCCAGUUUGAACGGCGAUUAAACUCUUUUUUUGUUGACACUGGUUUUCCGAAGGACGGAGGGAGCUUCAUAUGAUGUAUGUUUGAGAGCGGGCGUUUUUGACUUUCUUUUUAUUUCUUUCAUAUUUUGUGUAUGCAUUUGUCUACCUUGUAGUUCUACAAACCAUGAAAUACCCCAAAGAGACGCCAGAAAGGAGAGAAGAGAGAAAACAAAAGGAAACUUCGGGUAUACUAUAAUAC